AUGGAUGGCUUCGGGAAACCCAUGAGUCUGACCGAGCGUCGAGCCUCAAUGCACAACUUCGACGAUGGCGAUCUAUCCCCAACCCGCGCCACACUAACCCUUAAUACCAGCUCAAGCAAUGCUCGACUGCCAUCUCUACUGGACGGGAUAGUACAAUCCCGUCGUCGAGCACCCCCAACGCCCAACAUGAUGACUCCGUCCGCAGAUCCAGACUCGCCUACGCUCUCCAGCCAUGAUCCCCCGCCCCCUCCUACGCCUGCUGCGAGUCCUGGACCCGACGCCCGAAAUCAGCCGAACUGGAAGGAUGCGGGAGAUCAUGAGGAUGCGUUUUUGUCCAAGAUCAGAUCGCAUUUCAAUGAUGCCUCGUCGGCAGAACGACAUAGGAUAUUGGCUGAUCUGCUGAAUCUGUGUUCAAGUCAGCAGUUGAGUUUCGUCCGGCAAUAUGUAGAUCCGUUGCUGAAAAAGGAUCCGUUUACGAGUCUGCCGACCGAGCUCUGCUUAAGGGUUCUGGCCUGUAUUGACGAUCCGAAAGUCCUAGCCCGGGCCUCACAAGUAUCGCAUCGCUGGAGAGAAUUACUCGCAGAUGACGUGACAUGGAUGAACCUGUGCGCCAAACACGAUUACGGGCGUAGAAUAUCGAUAUCAGAACAUCUGAUCAACACCCCUCCCUACUCGACCUUCCGACCACCGCUCAACCCUAUCCAAAAUGUCCAGCUCCAAGACACGCAUGUCAAAUCCUUCCUUGGCGCUGCGGGACCCUCAUCCUACACGUCGUGGAAUGCCGGUGUAUCAAAAAGCUUUGAUAGUGCCACAAGUUCGGCUGCCCUUCGGAGACCAAAGAUCAGGUCGUACAAGUCGCACUUUAAGCAACGAUAUUUGGUAGAGACGGCUUGGAGAACUGGCGGAAAUCAUGUCGCGAAGCAUAUCACACAAGAUCAGGGAGUGGUGACUAGUUUGCAUCUCACGCCGAAGUAUAUUGUGGUUGCGUUGGACAACGCCAAGAUCCAUGUCUUUGAUACCAACGGCUCAAACCAAAAGACGCUGCAGGGCCAUGUAAUGGGUGUCUGGGCUAUGGUUCCUUGGGAUGAUAUCCUGGUUAGCGGUGGGUGUGAUAGAGACGUUCGAGUGUGGAAUAUGGCCACAGGCGAGAGCGUACAUACUCUCCGGGGCCACACUUCCACCGUCCGGUGUUUGAAGAUGUCAGACUCGACGACGGCAAUCUCUGGGUCGAGGGACACCACGUUGAGAGUUUGGGAUAUCAAGACUGGGCUGUGCAAGAACGUGUUGGUAGGUCAUCAAGCGAGCGUCAGAUGUCUGGAGAUCAAGGGCGACAUUGUGGUCUCUGGCAGCUACGAUACGACGGCGAGGGUUUGGAGUAUUUCCGAGGGGAGAUGUCUGCGAACACUAUCCGGGCAUUUCUCCCAGAUUUACGCCAUUGCGUUUGAUGGGACGAGGAUCGCUACGGGUAGCUUGGAUACGAGUGUGCGGAUAUGGGAUCCAAGUAAUGGAUCCUGUCAGGCAAUUCUUCAAGGUCACACCUCUCUCGUCGGACAACUACAGAUGCGUGGGAACACCCUCGUAACAGGCGGCUCGGACGGCUCAGUACGAGUCUGGUCGUUGGAAAAGAUGGCACCGAUCCACCGUCUCGCAGCACACGACAACAGCGUUACAAGUCUGCAAUUUGAUGACACCCGGGUCGUAAGCGGAGGCAGCGACGGUAGAGUCAAAGUCUGGGAUCUCAAGACGGGGCAGCUGGUUCGAGAAUUGACUGCCCCGGCGGAUGCGGUAUGGAGAGUGGCGUUUGAGGAGGAGAAGUGCGUGGUAAUGGCUAGUCGGAACAAUAGGACGAUCAUGGAGGUAUGGUCUUUCUCGCCGCCCGACGAGGCCCUCUAUGAAUCAAACAUUACAAAUGUGCAACGCAGUCUCCUCAAUGCAGGCCCCCCUCGCCCUCAGUCUGCGAUCGAGUACAAGAUGUCGAAUGUGCAGGACCAAGCAAUGAGCGGCAAUGACGAUGUGGGUGUGGGCCUGUCGUACGGUAUUGGGCGGCAUAUUGAGGAUGUGGAUAUGCUCGACCCGGUUCCUAACACGGCGCCGCUCGUGGGGACGAGGGGCCAGACGUUCUUUCGGGAUGAUUGA
Drepanopeziza brunnea f. sp. 'multigermtubi' MB_m1 is the source of this 2136-nucleotide messenger RNA. RefSeq lists its product as uncharacterized. Gene Ontology annotation, molecular function: protein binding. The record is from RefSeq and is a predicted model, not a curated record. Lineage: Eukaryota; Fungi; Ascomycota; Leotiomycetes; Helotiales; Drepanopezizaceae.